GUCCGAGGAUGCUGGCCGCGUCCUGCGGUUUGCCUGCGCUGAUGUGAGCCAGCGCCCAGAAGCGAGCUGCGUUCCGGUGCCGCGGACUGGCUGCCGGCAGGGCUGUGUGCAGUCACCAUGAAUGCUCAGCUCUAGGCUGCUGGAACAGCCUCCCGACUGCAUGGAUUUGGCUGUUUAAUCAGCCGAGAUUCCUGCCGGGGAAGAUUUCAGAGCUUGAUCCGCGCUCCAGCUGCGGUGACAACUUCGGGGCUGGCUGUUUACUUGUGCAGGUUCCGCGGACUCUGUCCUGCACCGCAGCUACCCUCGCCACUGGCCUGCUCGGCUCGGGAGUCAGCCGUCAGGACUCCUCUGACGGUCCCCAGAAAGGGGGAGCCAGGAGGGGUUCAAAGACGAGCAGGAACCCCCUCAACUGCUCAGCCUCUCGUGACUGCCUGUGCUGUGGGGUUCUGAGAGGGACCGUGCGCUUUCCGGGGAAGCAAUGCAAGUCUCCAUAGCCUGCACUGAGCACAAUCUGAAGAGUCGGAAUGGUGAGGACCGACUUCUGAGCAAGCAGAGCUCCACCGCCCCCAAUGUGGUGAACGCAGCCCGGGCCAAAUUCCGCACGGUCGCUAUCAUCGCGCGCAGCCUGGGGACCUUCACCCCCCAGCAUCACAUUUCUCUCAAAGAGUCCACCGCAAAGCAGACUGGCAUGAAAUACAGGAAUCUUGGAAAAUCAGGACUCAGAGUUUCUUGCUUGGGUCUUGGAACAUGGGUGACAUUUGGAGGUCAAAUUUCAGAUGAGGUUGCUGAAAGGCUGAUGACCAUUGCCUAUGAAAGUGGUGUUAACCUCUUCGAUACUGCUGAGGUCUAUGCAGCUGGAAAGGCUGAGGUGAUUCUGGGGAGUAUCAUCAAGAAGAAAGGCUGGAGGAGAUCCAGCCUCGUCAUAACAACUAAGCUCUACUGGGGUGGAAAAGCCGAAACAGAAAGAGGGCUAUCAAGAAAGCAUAUUAUUGAAGGACUGAAAGGCUCCCUGCAGAGGCUGCAGCUGGAGUAUGUGGAUGUGGUCUUUGCAAAUCGUCCAGACAGCAACACCCCCAUGGAAGAAAUUGUUCGAGCCAUGACACACGUGAUAAACCAAGGCAUGGCGAUGUACUGGGGCACCUCGAGGUGGGGCGCUAUGGAGAUCAUGGAAGCCUAUUCUGUAGCAAGACAGUUCAAUAUGAUCCCUCCAGUCUGUGAACAAGCUGAGUACCAUCUUUUCCAGAGAGAGAAAGUGGAGGUCCAGCUGCCUGAGCUCUACCAUAAAAUAGGGGUCGGCGCAAUGACAUGGUCCCCACUUGCCUGUGGAAUCAUCUCAGGAAAAUACGGAAAUGGGGUACCUGAAAGCUCCAGGGCUUCGCUGAAGUGCUACCAGUGGUUGAAAGAAAGAAUUGUAAGUGAAGAAGGGAGAAAACAGCAAAACAAGCUAAAAGACCUUUCUCCAAUUGCUGAGCGUCUGGGAUGCACACUACCUCAGCUGGCUGUUGCCUGGUGCCUGAGAAAUGAAGGCGUGAGUUCUGUGCUCCUGGGAUCGUCCACUCCUGAGCAACUCAUUGAAAACCUUGGUGCCAUUCAGGUUCUCCCAAAGAUGACAUCACAUGUGGUAAACGAGAUUGAUAACAUAUUGCGCAACAAGCCCUACAGCAAAAAGGACUAUAGAUCCUAAGGCAAUGCAUGAGCCACGGAAGCUGCAUGGAUAAAAUAGCAGCCUGUACCCAGUACAGGCUGGUGUUACUAGCCACCCUUUCCAGUCACUUAGCAGCCUGCUGCUAGACCUCUAGUGUCCCUGGAUUCUCUGGUGUCUGCUGUCGCUACCACCGUGCACCUGAAUUCUAAGCACAUGUGAACACUCAUAACCAAGAAAUCCAUUCUAUUUUCUUAUCUUAGACUGGAGUCCCCUAUCCUUGCAUUGCUCUGUACGCCUCAUGCUUAUGCAAUGAGAAGAAAUAUGGGGGAAAAGACAUAUUACUUUCAGGUAUUUGUUACCUUAAAGAAGGCUGUAUAGAUAUAUUUUUUCAAAAGAACAAAACCCACAAAUGCAGUAUGAAUUGCAUGAAAGGCAGAGUACACUAUCCUCAUACAGAAGUCUUGUUCGGGAGGAUAAGCAGAAACAAUUUUACAUUCUUUUCUUAUUUCAUAUUUGUAUUAUUAGAAAGUUUUAUUUCACUUGUCAUUCAACAAGUUUCUGAGAAAAUGCUUUCAUUGCCUUUCUGAGUAUUUACUGAUGCUUGGUCCUAUACAAUUUAUUCAGAGUAUUUUUUAGGGUUCUAAUGUUAUGUCCAUUUACAUGUAGAGAUGACACAUGAGUACUCCACUUUUCAAUUAGAGACGAUGUGGAUAAUCUAUGACAGGGUUACAGUGACACAGAAGCUUAGGCUUUGAAUAAAAUGUAUAUGCACUGAGUGUUCAUUUUUUACACAUUUUAUUAAAACCUGCUUUAUACUUUCAAUUGCUUGUAAAUAUGACUCCUGCAAGUUUAAAUAUUUGAGCUUUAAAAACAUACAUAUGCUGUUUUGUAAGUAAACCUGUAAAAUACCCACAAAGGCAAACGUUCACUAUUUAACUACCACUGGGACUUUUCAAUGUAAUGGUUGGUAUAUCUGAGGAGUUACUAACCUAAAAAUAGGGUUUGUGAAAAAUGUCACUAUUCAGAAUAUGCUGAGUCUAUUAACUUUCCCAGUGAAAAGCAAAAUACCCAUGAAGCUCCUGAUUCUAUAUUAUAUGCACCAUACUAUAUGCAUGAAAACUGCAUGGAUUCAAGGGGCUUAGCUUUGUUGCACUCAGAAUCUGAGGCGUAUCUAGCCCUUCCACUAUUGGCUAUGUUUCCUUAAUAUCCCACUUGAAAAAAACUGAGAAUAUACUUUGUGGCUAUCUGUUAAAAAGAAGAAAACAUGUCGUAUUUUUCAGGGUUAAGAGUGGUUGUUUAAUUCUAUUUGGAUGCCUGAGGAUGUGCAAGAUUCUAAUUUACAAGAUUCUGAAUUGCAUGUAGCUUCCAUUGUACUGCUACUGGCUAAUUCAAUUAUCUGGUCAUCAAGUUUCCCAUAGAGAAAUCAUUUUGAAAUUUACAUAAGAAAUCUAUCUUAAAAUGCUGUUUUGUAAUCACUUCCAGAUCACUACUUCAUGGUUAAGUUCUAAAUCUUAAAACCUUAGAUACCAACAAAUAUUUCUUUGUGAUCACUAUUUGUUGUCUGAUACAGUUUGGAUUUUUUGCCUAUGACUAUCAGAUUAAUGAUGGAAAAUGAUUCCUUUCUCAGCUUUUGUGUACUCAAUCCAGUGAACUACUGUAUGUAUGAGAUGAGGCACUAACUUAAUGAGAAAUGCAAUU
Fukomys damarensis (Damara mole-rat) is the source of this 3343-nucleotide messenger RNA. RefSeq names its product potassium voltage-gated channel subfamily A member regulatory beta subunit 1 (gene Kcnab1). Gene Ontology annotation, biological process: transmembrane transport; negative regulation of delayed rectifier potassium channel activity; potassium ion transport. Gene Ontology annotation, cellular component: extrinsic component of cytoplasmic side of plasma membrane; cytoplasm; membrane. The record is from RefSeq and is a predicted model, not a curated record. Bases 479 to 1684 code for a protein of 401 amino acids. The transcript is spliced from 14 exons. Gene Ontology annotation, molecular function: potassium channel regulator activity; voltage-gated potassium channel activity; transmembrane transporter binding. Lineage: Eukaryota; Metazoa; Chordata; Mammalia; Rodentia; Bathyergidae.